This is a messenger RNA of Coffea arabica (coffee), 1544 nucleotides long. RefSeq lists its product as uncharacterized. Gene Ontology annotation, cellular component: nucleus. Gene Ontology annotation, molecular function: translation initiation factor activity; RNA binding. Lineage: Eukaryota; Viridiplantae; Streptophyta; Magnoliopsida; Gentianales; Rubiaceae. The record is from RefSeq and is a predicted model, not a curated record. Gene Ontology annotation, biological process: translational initiation.
AGUGACCAGAAACCCUAUCGCAACAUCUUCUUCUCCAAAUUUCAGAGGGCCGCCGUCUGCUUCUCUCGCCAAUCCCUCAUCGCUCUCCCGAACAAAGAGUACGGUUGAAAGAAUUGAAUCCAAAAACAAGGACGUUUGAAGAAUCUAACUCCAGACUUCAGGUUCUUUAUUGCCUCUUAGAUUUAUUUCCUUUCAAUAUUUCUUGAUUUUUUUCCGGUAACAAGAGAGAUAGAGAUAUAUCGAGAGAUUGGAGGGCAGAGAUAGUAGCAAGCAAUCUACUCUUCUUCGAGCCGCCGCCAAUGGGGUCUCAGCCUAAGGGAUCGGAGGGGGGAUCGACGGCUGAAGAAUGAGUUGUUUUGGCUCUUGCGGUUUUUUGGUAAUACUAGGAGGAGAACACCGCACGAUGCGCGGUGUGAUUUUUAAAUUAUAGAACUGUGGAAUUGAUGAAGGCUUGCUGAAAGACUGGCAUUUAAGGAAUUGCUUCUGCUUGCAUGUGGUUUUGGUCCUGUUGGUUUCAGCUUGAGAAAGUAAUAGAGUGAAGAAAGGCCAUGGGAGGUGGACGGAAAAAUUUGAAGAGGGCUGUUGAGGAAGAGACCUUAACGCUUCAACAAGGGCAAAGCAUCAUGCAAGUUGUGGACCUGCGGGGCUCCAAUCUUAUUGAGGUAAUGGAUGCAAAAAGGGAAAGAUUGUUAGCUAUAUUUCCAGCAAAAUUUCAAAAGAGCAUGUGGAUAAAACGAGGGAACUUUGUGGUGGUUGACGAGACUGGAAGGGAGGAAGCAGCUGAAUUUGGUCGGAAAGUAGGUUGCGUUGUUAUACAAGUGCUCUUUUAUGAACGAGUACGAGUGCUCCAAAAAUCUCCUGAAUGGCCAGAAGUAUUUAAAGCAGCAACUUCAGGAAAUUCGAAGCAGGAUUUGCAGUCGCACACUUCAAAUAUGGAGGAGAAUGACAAUUCAAGUGAUGAUGAUAGACUUCCACCUUUAGAAGCCAAUACAAACAGAUUGAGACCUUUCCAAUCACAUUCAGAUACAGAGUCAGCUUCAGAUUCUGAUUCCGAGGCCUGAUGCAUACUUUUUCCUAUUUAUUAUGCAUGGAUCUCAAGAGAUGACCGGAAAACUUCUUGUAAGAAUAGAGGAAAGACGUACUUCUGUCCUGUGAUGCUGCUUCAUGGUUGAAGCUUCACCAAGUUCAGAGCAAUGCGAAAUUUUGCAAUGUCUGCUAUAUGUUUUAGGGCUUACUUUCCCACAUUUGAGAUUUUAAGACGGCAGUACAUCAUCAUACAUUAUGGUUAAAAUUGGACUCAUUUUGUGGUGUACCAUCAUGGUAGGAUAAUCUUUGAGGUGUUGCGCCCUCUAUCAAGUGAGGAUUAUUUGCAGUUCAUGAAAGGCUACUGUGGGAUUCUAGCUAGUCAUCUGCUGUUUCUUGUACGUCAUCUGCUGUUUCUUGUACGUCUGUGCGUGAGAGUCAAAAAAAUGAAUGGUGUACAUGUAAGCGGAGGAAAAAUGAGGUAAAAUACAAAGAAAUCUGAAGCGGUCUUUUCAUUCCAA